Molecule: messenger RNA, 943 nt
Organism: Heteronotia binoei (common prickly gecko)
Lineage: Eukaryota; Metazoa; Chordata; Lepidosauria; Squamata; Gekkonidae
Product: zinc finger protein 483-like
Exons: 4
Coding region: 20-943 (307 amino acids)
Source: RefSeq, a predicted model, not a curated record
CUGAGAGAAGGGGAAAGAGAUGGAAGAGCAGAACCCAGAAGGACCUGGGACUGGCAAGGCAGCAACUGAAAGCCUCCAUCCCACCCAAGCCGGGAGUGAUGUUGAAUUCUGGGAACCCCUGGUGACAGUUAUCCAUGAUCAGCUCACUGCCAUCUCAGAUGUAGAUUGCAGACACUUCCGGCAAUUCUGCUACCAUGAGGCUGAUGGGCCCCGAGAGGUCUGCAGCCAGCUCCAUGGACUUUGCAGCCAGUGGCUGAGGCCGGAGAGGCGCACCAAGAAGCAGAUUGUGGACCUGGUGAUCCUGGAGCAGUUCCUGACUGUAGUGCCCCAGGAAAUGCAGAGCUGGGUCAGAGGAUGUGGGCCGGAGACCAGUUCCCAGGCGGUGGCCCUGGCCGAAGGCUUCCUCCUGAGUCAGGCGGAGGAGAAGAGGCAGGCAGAACAGAUGUGGGCACCAUCCAUGAAGACAGAAGCUGCAAUUCCUGAGGCAGAAGGAGCUUCCUUGGAGCAAGUGCAGAGGGCGCAGGCCACGGAGCAGGCCCAAGAUGCCCUCUGCUGUGGUAAAGACCUGUCGUGGCUGGGUGCAACCGUGGCACACUGUGAAACUGAUGGGGAGAAACUAUAUUCUUACAUUUGCUCCCGCAAUAUGGUAACUCUCGAUCAGUUAAAGUCUAGCCAAAAGAGUGUGGUUUUACAGGCCUCGCAGAACUGGGUGAGGUCCCUCAAGGCCAUCGCGUCCUCCGGUAGCUGGUUCCACCACCCACUGCUAAGGAUCAUGCUUGCAGCAAGGUGCCUGGGAGCAAUCCUGCAACUACCUAUCUUUGUUAUCAGCAAGCAGCUGGCGUCAGGCCAGGAGACCGUGCACUUUGCCAUCUUGUCUGUAGCUCUGUUCUCCGCCUCCGUCUGCAGUGCUUUAAUUUUGUGGGUGAUACCGGAGGGCUCGUAA